AUGUCUAAUCCUGAGAAAGCUCCUAUGUAUUCCGCUGGCGACCAGCACGGAGGCGGUUUAUUGCCUACCGCCCAGCCCGGCCAGGAUAAUCCUUCUUACGAUAACUCAGCCCCUCCUGUUUACGAGCAAGGAACAGCUGAGCUCCCCAGCGAUGAGAAGCAGCAACAGCCUCCUCAAUACGCUCCUCCUCCUGGAGUCGGAUCCUCACAAUCAGCCACGGACGAGAAGCAAAGACUUGCACAGCAGUAUAUCCCACCUCCUCCUCCUGGCCCUCCUCCUGCGGAAGACCAACAUCAGCAAUCUGGUAUUCACCCAAACCCGCUUCAGGGCAACCCAGUAGCUGCACCUCAACAGCAGCAGGCGACUCAUCAGCCCAUCGAUACCCAGCAGGAACAAAAGAACUACGCAAUCCCACAAUACGAUCCAGCUCAUCCCACUUUCGCGCCUCCUCCUACAAACCCUACAAACCCGACAAACGAGCCCAGCCAGCCAACCACUGCAGCUCCUGUCCACAGUGAGCCCUUCGGCCACGGCAAUGAUCAGCCACACGGAUAUGGCGCUGGCUCUGGUUAUGAUAACAAAAACGAUACAGGAAACGUCUCAACAUUCGUGCCUCCUGAGGAACACAAGAAGCCCGGCUGGAGUGAGCGCUUUAGCCAGCUUGGUCUCAAGGCCGCGGCCCCUAUCAACAACUUGGCGCACAAGUUCGGUAGCCAGAGUUUCCUCCCCGAGACUAUUGAGAAAGAGUGCGACAAGGCAGCUUCUAUUCUUAAGUCCUUCUGCAAAAACGGUGUCUAUGCCGACCCUGAUUCCAGCCAGGUUCCCACAUCGACAGACCCCAAGGCACAAGCGACCAACGACGAGAUUAUCGACCCUACUAAGGAGAAGCCCAAGCAGCGGGUGCUUGUUAACAUCCCUCCCAAGGUCAUUGCCAAAGCCCAGGGUCUCGCCAUCUUCACUACUCUCCGUGCCGGCUACGCAUUCUCUGGUGCUACCGGUUCUGGUAUCCUGAUCUCACGUCUCCCUGACGGAUCAUGGGGCCCACCCUCAGGUAUCCAGGUGCACUCUGUAGGCGCUGGCUUCAUGAUCGGUCUUGACAUUUACGACUGCGUUUGCGUCAUCAAUAGCCGAGAGGCGCUCAACGCUUUCGCCAAAACACGUGUUGCUCUUGGUAGUGAUCUCGCUGUCGUUGCUGGCCCUUACGGAGCUGGUGGUGCUGUUGAAAUCGGCGCGGGCGUGGAUGGAAAGAAGCCCAAGGACAAGGAGGCCAAGGAUGAAGAGGCUCCCCCCAAGCCCCCUCGCCCUACCGAGGACAACCAGAACUUGAAGCCUGAUGAGAAGAAAAAGAAGGGCCGCUCGCUCAGUGCCAGCGGUUUCAAGCCUGUCUUUUCAUACGUCAAGUCACGCGGCUUCUACGCCGGUAUCCAAGUUGACGGCACAGUCGUGGUGGAGCGCAAGGACGCCAACGCUACAUUCUACGGCGAGCGUGUCUCAGUUGAGCAGAUCAUCAGAGGAGAGGUUCCUCGCCAGGCCAACAGCACGUGGCCUGCCGGCGCACGCAAUCUCCUCGAGACUCUCAAGGGGGCUGAAGUUGGUUCGCUCAAGGUUAAGCACAGUAAGGAUGGAGUGUCUCCCACGAAUGCCGGAUUCGGUGGUCCUUCUACCGAUCCUUCUGCCCCGGUAGCUUCUGGGGGCGUCGGUACUGAUGCCGCGCACCCCCCUGGUUAUGUUAACGAUGGAGUUCACCGACCUGAUGUUGGAGAUGUCAAGUAUCGUUAG
Messenger RNA from Fusarium pseudograminearum CS3096, 1779 nucleotides. RefSeq lists its product as uncharacterized. The coding region runs from base 1 to 1779 and encodes 592 amino acids. The record is from RefSeq and is a predicted model, not a curated record. The transcript is spliced from 2 exons. NCBI's taxonomy places the organism in Eukaryota, Fungi, Ascomycota, Sordariomycetes, Hypocreales, Nectriaceae. Gene Ontology annotation, molecular function: phosphatidylinositol binding.